Messenger RNA from Alexandromys fortis (reed vole), 4879 nucleotides. RefSeq names its product UV radiation resistance associated (gene Uvrag). NCBI's taxonomy places the organism in Eukaryota, Metazoa, Chordata, Mammalia, Rodentia, Cricetidae. The record is from RefSeq and is a predicted model, not a curated record. Gene Ontology annotation, cellular component: lytic vacuole; endosome. Gene Ontology annotation, biological process: SNARE complex assembly. The transcript is spliced from 15 exons. Gene Ontology annotation, molecular function: SNARE binding. The coding region runs from base 161 to 1555 and encodes 464 amino acids.
CUUCCUUAGCCAGCGGCGGUGUCUAGUCCGGGCGCCGAGCUGCCGGGGCUCUCGGGUGGUUCGUUUCUAAGCUGCAGGGGCUCGGCGGAUAGCGGCUCCGGAGGCUGCGGCGGAUGCGGGAGGACUGCCCGCCUGGCCGCCUGGCGGCCCCGGGGUCCAGAUGAGCUCCAGUGCUUCGCUCGGGGGCCCGGUGCCCCUGCCACCCCCGGGCCCGUCCGCCGCGCUGCCGCCCGGUGCCCCCGCGCGGGCCCUGCAUGUGGAGCUGCCGUCCCAGCAGCGGCGUCUUCGGCAUCUCCGGAACAUUGCUGCUCGGAAUAUUGUCAACAGAAAUGGCCACCAGCUCCUCGAUACCUACUUCACCCUUCAUCUGUGUAAUAAUGAGAAGAUUUGUAAAGAAUUUUAUAGAAGUGAAGUGAUUAAGAAUUCCUUGAAUCCAACGUGGAGGAGUCUUGACUUUGGGAUAAUGCCGGACCGCCUGGAUACGUCUGUGUCUUACUUUGUGGUGAAGAUUUGGGGUGGGAAGGACGAUGCCUACCAGCUGCUGAUAGAGUGGAAAGUCUACCUGGAUGGGCUGAAGUACUUGGGUCAACAGAUUCACGCUCGCAACCAAAACGAAAUCAUUUUUGGGCUGAACGACGGCUACUAUGGUGCCCCAUUUGAACAUAAGGGUCAUUCCCAUGUACAGAAGACCAUCCUUCAGGUGGACCAGAACUGUGUCCGCAAUUCCUAUGACGUCUUCUCUCUGCUGCGGCUUCAUAGAGCCCAGUGUGCAAUUAAACAGACUCAGGUAACUGUUCAGAGAAUUGGAAAGGAAAUUGAAGAAAAACUAAGACUCACAUCGACAAGCAAUGAGCUGAAAAAAGAAAGCGAAUGUCUGCGGUUAAAAAUUUUGGUGCUUCGAAAUGAACUGGAAAGACAGAAGAAAGCCCUGGGCCGGGAGGUGGCCUUCCUGCAGAAGCAGCAAGUGGCUCUCCAGGACACGGGAAGCGCGUUUUCGACUGAGCAUGGCAAGCUCCAGCAUCAGAAGGAAUCCCUGGGCGAGCUGAGGAAGGAAUGCACCGCAAAAAGAGAACUCUUUCUGAAGACUAACGCUCAGCUGACGAUCCGGUGCAGGCAGCUACUCUCUGAGCUCUCCUACAUUUACCCCAUUGAUCUGAAUGAGCAUAAGGAUUAUUUUGUAUGUGGUGUCAAGUUGCCUAAUUCUGAGGACUUCCAAGCAAAAGAUGAUGGAAGCAUUGCCGUUGCCCUUGGUUACACAGCACAUUUGGUCUCCAUGAUUUCCUUUUUCCUACAAGUACCCCUCAGAUAUCCCAUCAUUCAUAAGGGGUCCAGAUCAACCAUCAAAGAUAAUAUCAAUGACAAGCUGACGGAAAAGGAGCGAGAGUUUCCCCUGUAUCCAAAGGGAGGGGAGAAGUUGCAGUUUGAUUACGGCGUCUACCUUCUGAACAAGAACAUAGCCCAGCUGAGAUACCAGCAUGGCCUGGGGACUCCAGACUUGAGGCAAACCCUUCCUAACCUGAAAAACUUCAUGGAGCACGGACUCAUGGUCAGGUGAAUUGUGAACGGUUACGUGUUAGUGUUUGGGACUGCCUGACCAGUCCUGACGUGAGCCCUUUCAUCCUCAUGCACACAGCUGCACGGACAUGGUUCUCACUGGGUUUGGACUCCCAAAUACUUUGGUUAAAGUCACUGGUGCCAUAGACGCCAUCCGUGUUUUCUUUCAACUCCUUUUCUACUGACUCCAAAGUGGUCCAGGACUCAAGUUGAUGGACACGGUCAGCAUUGCCUCGAGGGCUGAGUUUGGUCAGGGAGGAAUGUGCCCACCAGCUGCUGGUGGCUUACCCAGCACUGAGCUGCAGAGAUGCCUGCGGUCAGGGCCCUGUAUAUAUAUUUCCCUGGCCCUCCACCCGUCUCAGCCGACAUAACACACACCACACAUGUCUGCCCACACCGGUUCACUUUAACCAGCUCCUGCCACCCAGAACAGCCCACCCCUGCCCUGUCCAGAUGCUCCAGCAGAUGGAGGUGGCGCUCCACCGAGCAUGGCCGAUGUGGGGCAAGGGUCACCAAACCUCAUCCGGAGGGCUUGUGAGCAGUAUGGCGCUGGUGUCUGCAUCUGUCUUGCCUGUGGGUCAGCCUGGCACAAAGCGGUGAAUGUAAGGCCAUGUCUGUCCUCUUCAUGGGACCCACACCCACAGCUGCGUUCUUGCCACGUACUAAUCAAGGUGAUGAAACAGGAACAGAAAAUAAACAGUCAAAAAUAAAGGUAUAAGAUGCUCUAAGGAAACGACUAAGUUGCCUGACCUGGCAGGAACUCCUUCACUGGCUGCUCUGAGGAUCGUGGACCUUCCGUGGGGAGCUGGCAUUUCUAGGCCUAGAACACAGAAGGACUAGGGUAUGGGAGGCAUGGUCUAAGCCAUUGUGAUGCAGUUCAGCUGGAAGAGCGUCGGCUUUUCCUGAGCAUGUACUAAAUAAUACCUCUGCCUUCAGUCUCUGAACAAGACUGGGGGUGGCAGGACCCGGUUGAUGCUGGUACCGUAGGGAUUUCAGCACAGGUGCGCCUAGCCUGCCACCUGAUUUAGCGGUUAGUACGAAUGUACAACGACUAAGCAGGUCAUCGUCAUGGCCGCUGUUUUUAAGAGCUAUUCAUUCUUUGUUGUAGGUGUUUUGUUUUUCCUAAAGUCCAUGUUCAUCUUACAAACAGGUGUGCAUGUAGUUCUUGUGUUAAUGGCUUACUCUCUUGAACACCAGUGGUAUAGAAGUAUUCACUAUCUCCCUCUUGCGUUCCCCAGGCCUCUCUGUAGGCUCGAGAGAUGCACCCCACAAUGUUUGCCCACACUCAUUUCUAUCUUCUUACUGACUUUUUAAAACCCUUUUUACCUGAAAAUCUUUCUGUGCGUAUUUAUGCCUGCAACAGCCCUAAGAGAGAAUGAGGACAAGAAUAAGAUCAUGACUCCACAACCCGGAGAACAGAGACUCAGAAACACGAGUGACUUGUCAGGGUCACAUGACAGUCAGUGAUGACACAGAACAGUUCUUGUCAUGCACCACGAUGCCCCAUGCUUGCUAGUGUCUGCUCUGUGCUUCCCCCACCCUCUCCAGCCCCCAACACCAUAUCACCAUUGUUUGGACACCCGUUAGCUUCCCGAGAGUAUCUCCCUAAAGGAUACGCCCCACCAGGGGCCAAUCCAGAGUCUCUUCUAGAAAGAUACAGGCAGUGUUCUGGUGGAAGCUGACCCAGGCACCUCAUAAAGCUUUGCCAAAACUGUGGGAAUUCUAACCCCAAAAUCCAAGCAUCCAGUCCUGUUCUGUAGUUAGGAAGCGGGAGGAGGCGCAGGGUGCUGACUCAGGUGCACUCACCUGUAGCCUUCAUCUCGUGAGCGCUGUGGUUCUUUAGACAGAAACGUGGUCUCAGCUGUAGCCUUCAUCUCGUGAGCGCUGUGCUUCUUUAGACAGAAACGUGGUCUCAGCCGUCUGUCCUGCUUUAUUCAAGGAAAUUCUUACUCUAAAUUUAAUUUUUCCUGCGCAUAAAGCAUAAGUUCUCUGUCGUCUCCAUGCAACACAAUGUGAAACAACAGAGAGGACCCAGCUCAAGGGUCAGAAAAUGCGGGUGUCAGUUUCUGCUGUAUCACUUUAAUUUCAUAAACAUUUUUAAGAACGAGUUAUUUCUAAUGGCAUUAAUAGCACCAGCCCUGCUUCCCCAGCAUAGGUGUGUGGAGCCAAUGAACUAUGUCUACCAAAGGGGUUAUAAGCCAAAAAGAACUAUAGAAAACAGUAAGUUGGGCUAGAGAGAUGGCUUAGCAGUUAAGAGCACUCGUUUCUGUAUCAGGGGAUCCAAGUUCGGUUCCCAGCACCCACCCUGGGCAGCUCACAACGGCCUGUUGGCUCCAGCUCCAGGAGACUGGCACCCUCCUUUGGCUGUAGGUGCUGCACUCACUCACAAACACAUAAAUAAAAUAUUAGGAAUGGAGUGGCUAAGCGGUGGUGGCGCACACCUUUAAUCCCAGCACCUGGGAGGCAGAGGCAGGUGGAUCUCUGUGAAUUUGAGGCCACUCUGAACUGCAAAGCAAUCCCAGGACAGUCAGGGCUACAUAGAGAAACCCUGUCUGGAAGAAAACAAAACAAAAGAAGCAACAAUGGAGUAAGUAGAUUCCAUUGCGUUUGACAAUUCACCAAGUGUCUCCUGUUCAAGAGAUGAAGGCAAUUUAAAAACAAAGUUUGUACUGCCUGGGCCUGGUUCACAUCAGUUUGGCUUUGAAUCCAAAGCAGCUGAGACAAAUUAAAUGUCUCGAAGGCCAUGCCCUUCACUGGCUGUGGCUUGACUCGGGGCCUGACAUUAACGGUAGAGGCCUCUUUCCUUCACUGAUGACUCUCCACAUCUUUGCUGUCUUGCUCCCCAUCCUCCACGAUCCUCAUCCUCCCUGAUCCUCAUCCUCCCUAUUCCCCAUCCUCCCUGAUCUUUUUUUAUCCACUCUUCCUUUCCUUUUUCCCCCAGGGGUGGUAGUCUACUCUUGAACUAGCAGCAAUCCUCCUGCCUCUGCCUCCCAUGCGCUGCUAUCUUGCUUUCCUUUGCAUGUGUAGAAAAUCGAGAGCUCGGCUGCUUUAAUUAGAAGUAAUAGGGAAAAGAUGGUUACCUAGGAACUUUAGCACGUGGGUGCCUGCUCUCAGGAGGUCUGGUGUGGCCCAACCUGUCCUUAAACGCUUGAUCUCCUGCCUCACCCCUCUCCAGGUGCUGGGGUAACAGGUUUGCACUACCAGGCUGACUUUAGGUUUGGCACACUUAGGAAAAGAUAUUUUGGUAAAGUUAUAAUAAAUUGUUUACUGUGUGGGUGCAGUAAGCAAGCAGUGCACUUUGAAUCACAUCGAUGCAACAGUCGUA